AUAUAAUUUUUGCACCUGAAAAAGAAUAUUCGGUUGACUUUUUUAAACUAUCAAAUAAUUGAGGCCGGCCAAAGUGGGUUUUAGAAAUUAGAAGUUGAAGAAGAACAUCAUACCUUCUUUUCUCAGUGUUUUGUUAAGCAAAUGAAGGUGGUGGUAAGAGAAUCCACGAUGGUGAGGCCAGCCGAGGAGGAGGAGACACAGGCGAAAAGGCUAUGGCUAUCUAGCCUUGACCUCAUGGCCCCGAAUUUUCAUGCGCAACAAGUGUAUUUUUACCGGCCCAAUGGUGCUCCCAACUUUUUCGAUACAAGAGUGAUGAAGGACGCUUUGAGCAAGGCGUUGGUUGCGUUUUACCCGUUGGGAGGGCGGCUAGAGCGAGGCGAAGAUGGGCGUAUUGAGAUCGAUUGUCGAGGACAAGGGGCGUUGUUUGUGGACGCUGAGUCGGAUGGCGUUAUCGAUGAUUUUGGUGACUUUGCACCUGGAUUGGAGUAUUUGAAACUCGUUCCAACGGUUGAUUACUCGCUCGGAAUUGAAUCCUUUCCUCUCCUCAUCUCCCAGGUAACUCACUUCAGAUGUGGUGGAGUUUCACUAGUAGUUGCAUUUCACUAUUAUGUUGUAGAUGGCACAUCCGCGAUGCACUUCACAAACGCGUGGUCCGAUAUAGCUCGUGGCCUCGACAUCGCUAACCCACCCUUCAUGGACCGGACCCUCCUUCGUGCACAGGACCCACCACAACCCGUUUUUAAGCACGUUGAAUACCACCAAGAUCAAACAAUGAAUUCGCUACGCCAAGUCCCAAUAGAUGAACCCAAAACUGUGUGCACAAUGUUCAAGUUAACACGAAACCAACUCAACAUGCUUAGAGCAACAUCAAAGGAAGAUGGUAACACAAUCCGCUACAGCACUUUUGAAAUCGUUGCGGGCCAUGUUUGGAAGUGCGUUUGUAAAUCCCGCUGGCUGUGUGAAGAUGUUGGCACCAAGGUUUACGUCGUCACCAAUGGGCGCGCACGGUUACGCCCACAACUUCCACCGGGCUAUUUCGGGAACGUUAACUUCACAACUACUGCCAUAGCGACGGCGGGUGAAAUUCAAUCGCAACCUAUCGGGUACGCCGCAAGUAAAAUCCAUGAUGCUUUAGUGACCAUGAAUAGUGACUAUCUAAAAUCGGCACUCGAUUAUCUCGAACAACACCUUGAUCAAAAGCCUAUAGUUUCGUAUGAAUACGCGAAUAUAAGAAUAGUAAGUUGGGGUAGGCUCGGGAUUCACGAUGCGGACUUUGGAUGGGGCCCGCCCGUCUUCGUGGGGCCUUUACGGAUCCGGUUAGAAGGUAUGUGUUUUGUGUUACCAAGCCCCAUAAACGACGGGGGUUUGUCGAUCAUCAUUCGGCUAGAAGUUGAACAAAUGAAGCUUUUCAGCAACUUGUUGUAUGCAAUUAAUAUGCUUGAAAGUUCAUUAUGAAUUUUCAUUUCAAUAACUUAUUUAUGUUACCAUACACCCGGAAUGUUUAUUGCAACAAACUUUUAUGAUGAUCUAUGUGUUUGUUGUUGAAGUAUUCAAAUUAGUAUGUGCCCCUUGUCUA
Helianthus annuus (common sunflower) is the source of this 1576-nucleotide messenger RNA. RefSeq names its product shikimate O-hydroxycinnamoyltransferase. Gene Ontology annotation, molecular function: acyltransferase activity, transferring groups other than amino-acyl groups. The coding region runs from base 142 to 1455 and encodes 437 amino acids. The record is from RefSeq and is a predicted model, not a curated record. The transcript is spliced from 2 exons. NCBI's taxonomy places the organism in Eukaryota, Viridiplantae, Streptophyta, Magnoliopsida, Asterales, Asteraceae.